AGACCUCCCUAGUCACCAUAUUCGCUUCUCUCUACGCCCUUCCAAUCCCUUCCAAUCGAAAGCUCAACUACCUCAAACGGAAGCGGAGAAUUUGUGGAAAAUUUAGCGGUCAUUGACAAUUUUUUAUUUUCAAUUUUUACGCUUUACACGCCAGAGAGACUUUUAAUUGGACGGUCAACUUUGAUGUCCUCUGGCUUGAAGCAGUUAAAAUUUCUUUGACGCCAGCGGUGGGGUGAGAGUCUGACGCAGACUGCAGAGAGACAUUUGAGAGAGCUUUGUAGUUCGUACAGGGAGGAUGAGAAUGGUCAAAUAUGACCGGUGGCGUCGGUCAAUGGUUGAUUAAACUCCUCUUUAAAACUCUCUCAUCUCUCUCUCUCUCUCUCUCUCUCUAGCUCUCUCUAUAUUUUUCUCUCUGGGUCAGCUUGGUUGUCUGAAUAACUGCGGUGGGUUUGAUCUUAGCAGUUGAAUCUCUUGAAAAAUCUUGUUUUUCCGUUCCAAGCUCCGUGGGCAGUGCAAUGGCUCAACGUUCACAUGUACCGAAAUUUGGCAAUUGGGAAAGUGAAGAGAAUGUUCCUUACACGGCCUAUUUUGAUAAAGCUCGCAAGGGUCGAGGUGGGACCAAGAUGAUAAAUCCAAAUGACCCUGAAGAGAAUCCUGAUUUAGUUUCUGAUAAUUCAUCUUCAUCUCAUGGUCCUGCUGCCAGAGCUGAAACCGAGGAACCAGUAAGAGAGGGAGCUGGAAGAUCAACACAUGAACGGCGGAGCAGGGAUGAUGGUGAUGUCAGGCAGUUCACCGGUUCUCCAGCCCAUCAUGAUAAUACAGGCAGCAGAGCUCAUGGAGGCCGUGAAACCCAUAGAAGACCUGCAAGGCACAGCAUUGGAUCUGAGUACAGUGUUGAGCGUUCACCACUCCACAGCCAUGCAAAGGUCCCAGUGAGAGAUGGUGGGGUCAGUUCAUACACUUCAGAAGGAAAGUCAUAUGAUAGUAGCCAUGGUACUCCUGGAAGAUACCGAAAACCAGAGACUCGAGGUGAUGAAACACCUGAAAAAGGUGCUGCUGUUCCAAAAUUUGGUGAGUGGGAUGAGAACAACCCUGCAUCAGCUGAUGGUUUUACUCACAUUUUUAACAAAGUGCGGGAAGAGAGGCAGACUGGGGUGGGAAGGGUACCGGGUUCUAAUGGAACUCCAUACAACAACACGCGGCGGAUGCAAGAUGCUGAUGACAAUGCUAAGAGUUGCUGCUUUCCAUGGUGCAGAAAAUGAUGUCUUUGGAUUUUUGGAUAACCACAAAGUUUGUGGGAAUUGUAAAUACCGCUGAAUGCUCUAUCGGAGCUGAGUCAGUUCGUUCAUUUGGUCUGCGUGCGGUACUUUGUAUUAAUAAACGUACAAUUGUGGUGUUAAAACAUGCCUUGUUUUGGUGAUUCUUUUUUGCCUUUAGCUGCUCUAAGUAGUACUGUACUGUCUAUAUUCAGUUUUGCAAAUUUAUUUGCCUGGAAAAGACCAGCUACAGAUUCUUUUAUUCUAUUCCAAUAUAUUGCGGUGACUUUCUAUU
Molecule: messenger RNA, 1551 nt
Organism: Carya illinoinensis
Lineage: Eukaryota; Viridiplantae; Streptophyta; Magnoliopsida; Fagales; Juglandaceae
Product: RPM1-interacting protein 4
Exons: 4
Coding region: 516-1262 (248 amino acids)
Source: RefSeq, a predicted model, not a curated record